GUUUCUUAUCAAAACUGACCACAGUAGCAAAAAUACCUUACAUGAUAAAAUAAAGUUUAGGCUACUCGACACCCUCAGGUGAGUUUGCGCCUCUCCCACACUGUACACCUGCUGCUGCUGCAUCCGGGUGCAGAGCGCGAGCACGAUCCAGUACAGCUAAUCUUGCACAGGAGGGAGUAUGAAUCCACAGGUUCAAGAAUUAUUCCAUGAGGACGCACAGGGUUCCCAGAGUAAUGCUCAACCUUGGUGGAAGGUGCAGCUCUUCGUUUGGGAACCUGUCCUUUUCGGGACGUGGGAUGGAGUCUUCACCACCUGCAUGAUCAAUAUAUUUGGUGUGGUACUCUUCUUGCGCACUGGCUGGCUUGUGGGUAACACAGGCGUGUUGCUAGGCAUGCUCCUGGUGUCACUGGUGGUGUUGGUUGCCUUGGUUACAGUGAUGUCAGGUAUUGGUGUGUGUGAGUGUUGCAGCGUGGGUAAUGGUGGUGUCUACUCUAUGAUGUCCACUGUGCUUGGAGGAAGGGUCGGAGGAACUGUGGGACUCCUGUAUGUGUUUGGACAGUGUGUAGCUGGAGCACUGUACAUCACAGGAUUUGCAGAGUCCAUUGCGCAGGUGCUGAAUUUACAGAGUGUGUGGGCAGUGAGGGGCAUCUCUGUAGCUGUUCUGCUGGGCUUGCUUGGGAUUAACCUGGCCGGGGUGAAAUGGAUCAUACGCCUUCAGUUGGUUCUGCUCGCCAUUUUAGCUCUGUCAACUCUGGAUUUUGUCAUUGGGACAUUUAGUCAUCUAGAUCCAGAGCAUGGAUUUGUUGGCUAUUCAGAGGAACUGCUACAUAAGAACACCCUGCCAGACUACACGGCUGGCGAGACUUUCUUCACUGUGUUUGGUGUUUUCUUUCCUGCGGCGACAGGUGUGAUGGCGGGAUUCAAUAUGAGCUCCGAUCUUCAGAGGCCCGAGCAUAAUAUCCCCGUGGGAACUUUCGCUGCAGUCUGCACCUCGUGGUUCCUGUAUUUGGUCUUUGUCUUCUUGCUGGGAGCCAUUUGCACCAGAGAGGCGCUGCGCUACGAUUUCUUAAUAGCGGAAAAGGUCUCCUUGGUUGGUUUCCUGUUUUUGCUGGGCCUCUACAUCUCCUCCCUGGCCUCCUGCAUGGGUGGCCUUUAUGGUGCACCCAGGAUCCUUCAAUGUAUCGCCCAAGAGAGAGUCAUCCCAGCUCUUGGAUUUCUUGGGAAAGGGCGAGGGGCCAAUAAGACCCCUGUGGCUGCCAUCUGUCUGACUAGCUUGCUCUCUAUGGCCUUCAUCUUCAUCGGCCAGGUGAAUGUGCUGGCUCCCAUCGUCACCAUCAACUUCAUGCUAACCUACAGCGUGAUUGACUACUGCUACUUCUGUGUUGUGAAAAGCCAUGAGCUGCAGGUCCAGCAAAGGAAGACGUUAAUCAGAAGGUCGAGCUCCAGGAGAACGCUUGUGUCCACUACUCACCCUCAUUACGGCAGCAGUGGAGCCAUAAGUGACCCCAUGAAUGGCACACUACUGGAGUUCACCAAAGACAUGGACCAGAUAUUUCCAUUGCCUAGCACAGACAGCGCUGAAGAACAGAGAGUGUCUAUUCCUACCUCCAAGGCCCGAGGCCGGAAGUCAAAGAUUCCAGCUAAAGAAACACUGAUGAACAGUUUUGGGUUGGACUUGAACAGCAAUGGACCAUUAGAUAAAGGGAAAGAUAAAAUGGAGCCAGAACAAGCUGUUGGAUUAGACGAUGAUACCAGCAGCCAGAUAGGACUGAUGGAGACUGACCUUACAACAGGAGACAAGAGGAUACAAUCUUUGCCUAAUUCUGGCCCAGUGGAACUUGAACAGUUCCCGGUAGAGCUGAUAGACAGGAAUGGUUCAGAGCCAAAUCUUGAAGGAUCAGAAAUCAGAUCUAUAGACUGUUCAGUGUAUGCAAAAUUUUGCAACCACUGGGUCUCAUUAAUUGGUGCAUUGUGCUCUUUUACAAUAAUGUUUGUCAUCCAGUGGAUGUACGCCUUGAUUAACAUUUCAGUCGCCCUUAUCCUCUUUAUCUACAUUGGAACAACAAGCCCAGGUUUGCCAACAGGUGCAGCUGCUCGUUUCAGCUUCUUUAGGUGGCUCAAGACCUCUCUGAGUAAUUUGGGCAGACGAGAUGGGGCCCGUCAGGACCAGAUUGUGGUGACACCCUCUUUGUCAGGUGUUGGCAUGGAGACCAAGCAGCUGACAGAGGAAAAUGCGGACUUUGCCCUCCGUGAUCGUUACCAUCACUCCUCCUUUAUCACCACGACAGACAAGAUCGUCCAUUCGCAGUCCAGCUGAAUGAGUUACAACUGUGACCUGCUAACCGACUUGACUCAACCAGUUCAAGCACAUGUGGACAGAGUUCUGGCUGAAUUAUUUUGACUGAAUGAUUUAUGAUCACAAGUAGCACUUGAAUAUUCUUUUUUUCUCAGGUAGUACUCAGGGACUGGUUCAUUUGUUUUCUUGUAAAAUCUGCAGAAAAUGAUAAUGUUUGUCUGAAAAUGGGGAAUGAGCAACCAGAAUCAUGCAUUGUGUUUCAUUAUGCCGUGUUCUACUCUGGUCAAGUCUGUAAUGUAACAUUUGAGUGUGGUUUUUGAGUAUAUUCAUAAACAAUGUGCAUAAGGUUUAAUAUGCAUCCAAAGCAUUUGAAUAUCAGGUUGUAUCACUAAAGUAAAUUUAGUCUUGGCCUCAUUGAGUUCAUGUACAUUACACGCAUUAAUUUAUCCCAAAGAUUAUCAAGGUGUUCCCAAAUGAUUCCUACACCCCUGAAUGCAUUCAAUUAUUGAAAUGUAAUGAUUAUCUGCCAAAAAGAUUCUAGAUUUUUUUUAAUUAGUUAGGACAUGUCCCCUGACAUUUAUUGCUAUGCACCUGAACAUGCACACUAGAGUAUUUGUGGGAACUAGAAUCACACUACAUCUUUUGUAGCGUACAACAUGACUAAAGGCACACAUUAAGGAAAAUGUGCACUUUUACUGGUCACAAAGUGUAUCAAAAAUGCAUUUAUUUUUGUAGAAUGAUGGAGAAACAUAAUUUGAGUGUAAAGAAAUGAUAACGGAAGGUGACAAGGGAGCCUUUUACCCCAUACUUUGGGUUAAAGUCCCCCAGGGGGGUUAGUGAUGAUGUGUAAAUAUAUGGACAAUAUUUUUAUAUUGUUAUAGGGCAAAAUUUGUCAAAACAGGCAAAUGUUUUUGAGACAGCAAGAUGCUUUUUUUGUUGUUGUAACAAAUUAAGAUAAUGCAGACAUAUAUCAUGCAAUUAUCUAAUCAGUCAUUUGUGUGGCAACUUUGCAAUGCAUAAAAUCAUUCAGAUAUGGGUCAGGAGCUUCAGUUAAUGUUCACAUCAACCAUAAGAAUAGAGGAAAAAAUGUGAGCUCAGUGAUUUCCACUGUGGCAUGAUUGUUGGUGCCAGAUGGGUUGGUUUGAGUAUUUCUGUAAUUGCUGAUCUCCUGGGACUUUCAUACAAAACAGUUUACUCAGAAUGGUGCCAAAAACAAAAAGCAUCCCAUGAGUGGCAGUUCUGUGGAAGGAAAUGUCUAGUUAAUGAGAUAGGUCAAUGGAGAAUGACCAGAGUGGUUCGAGCUGACAGAAAGGCUAUGGUAACUCGGAUAAUCACUCUGUACAAUUGUAGCGAGCAGAAUAGCAUCUCAGAAUGCACAACACGUCGAACCUUGUGCUGGAUGGACUUCAACAGCAGAAGACCACGUCUUACACUUUAUUAGAACCAUAGUGUUCCAAAUAAAGUGCUCAGUGAGUGUAGACUGUAUAAUGUACAUGGUAAAUACAAAAUUGUUUUUUUAUUUGUCUUGAGAGCGAGAAUAAAAGAA
Molecule: messenger RNA, 3842 nt
Organism: Xyrauchen texanus (razorback sucker)
Lineage: Eukaryota; Metazoa; Chordata; Actinopteri; Cypriniformes; Catostomidae
Gene: slc12a8
Product: solute carrier family 12 member 8
Exons: 14
Coding region: 179-2317 (712 amino acids)
Biological process (GO): potassium ion import across plasma membrane; chloride ion homeostasis; cell volume homeostasis
Cellular component (GO): membrane
Molecular function (GO): potassium:chloride symporter activity
Source: RefSeq, a predicted model, not a curated record